Messenger RNA from Neohortaea acidophila, 794 nucleotides. RefSeq lists its product as uncharacterized. Lineage: Eukaryota; Fungi; Ascomycota; Dothideomycetes; Mycosphaerellales; Teratosphaeriaceae. The transcript has 2 exons. Bases 161 to 631 code for a protein of 156 amino acids. The record is from RefSeq and is a predicted model, not a curated record.
CGAAGAGCCAUCCAGUGAAAUUCUGCGGUUUCCUACUCCUGUCUUGAAUCUUCCCCAAUCUCUUUAUCCAUCAAGCAAACCUCCAUCUCUUCUUCUCGAUACCAAAUACUUGAUAAGAAAGAAACCAUGUCCGACAACUUUCUGCAAUGCUCUCCCAACCAUGUCCUGCCGCCUCGCAAGACCCGGCUACACAUGGCUGCAAAAUCUGGGCUUCUACGCAAUGAAGAACGACUGGGAGCGAACGGUGCAUGUCAAAGAUCAGGAGUCCACAUCGAAGCGCCGCCCACCUUGCUGCAAAUUAAAGGCAACCAACGCGCGAAACAUAAAAACUGGUCGGAGAGUGGUGGUGUUCUCUUGGGCUUCGCCUCGAACGGGAAGGGUUUGUGGGGAUUGUAACAUCUGCCGGAAGUUCGCAGGAAUGGCUGAUCAAGACAACGAUGCGGCGUUUGGAAUACGCAAGAGUAAAGUCGUCAGACUUCCUGUUACAUCACGGUUGGUGCGGACGUUCGUUUCGGAGCUCCCUGAGCGGCUGCUUCUGGGACGGAAUACGCGCUCGAGAGCUAGCAAGGCGGCGGUUCAUGAUGAACAGGUCUUUGAGGAGCAGGUGCGGAAGUUCAGUGUGGCCGACUGAGGAAUGUGGAGGACGGUAUGAGACUACGUCGUCUUCCUCCUCCGAUACAAGCAUGGUAUUGGGAGCGGAAAGAGGGAUGAAGCUAAUUGUGUGACGGUGAUUGUAUCCAGACCUGUGGACACUUCGACGCUGAGUCCUCUGAGCCUCGUCUAUAGCUUCGUCA